Molecule: messenger RNA, 288 nt
Organism: Cryptomeria japonica (Japanese cedar)
Lineage: Eukaryota; Viridiplantae; Streptophyta; Pinopsida; Cupressales; Cupressaceae
Exons: 1
Coding region: 1-288 (95 amino acids)
Biological process (GO): maturation of LSU-rRNA; maturation of 5.8S rRNA
Cellular component (GO): preribosome, large subunit precursor; nucleolus
Source: RefSeq, a predicted model, not a curated record
AUGGAAAUGAAUGGUAUCAAAGGCAAGAUGUUUGCAAAGAAGCGUUAUGCGGAGAAAGCUUUGAUGAAGAAAACAAUUGCUAUGCAUGAACAAAAGACCACCAGACGCAAAAUGGAUGAUAAUGUUCAGGAAGGAGUAGUGUCUGCCUACUUACUUGACCGUGAUGCAACAACUCGUGCCAAGGUGAUGAGUAACACAGAAUACAAGUUGGAAACCUUUGCUGGUGUUUACAGAAAAUUUUGUGGGAAGAAUGAGGUGUUUGAGUACCCUUUGUCAGAGGCUAGUUAA